GUCUCACCGCCAUAAUAUUUCGUUAUAUUUUUUCUUAACUCCAAACCCUAAUUUUUUUCCCCCUCUUUCUUUCUUUUUUGUUCUUAAUUUCAAACACACUGGGGAUGCUCUGAAAGAGGCACAUAACCAAAUUGUCAGCCCUGAUAUGUGUCUUUGCUUAGACUGGAACCCUUCGGCUACUUCCAUCUCGGUGGGCCUUUCUGAUGGUUCAGUCUCAGUAAUCUCUUUUGAAGAGACCAAAGUAAGUAUAUUGCAAGAAUGGAAAGCCCAUGACUUCGAAGUUUGGGCUACCACUUUCGACCCAGACCAACCACAUCUAGUCUACACAGGCUCAGAUGACUGCAAAUUUAUGGGCUGGGACUUACGAAACGGUCCAUCUCAAAUGGCAUUUCAGAAUUCAAAAGCCCAUCAGAUGGGUGUAUGUUGUAUUGCAAAGUCUCCUCAUAAUCCUCAUACUUUGUUUACCGGAAGUUAUGAUGAACACUUAAGAAUAUGGGAUGUAAGAUCUAUCUCAAGGCCUGUAAAUGAAACAUCAAUCAAUUUAGGUGGUGGAGUUUGGAGAAUCAAGAACUAUUCUGUAGUGCCUGGGUUGAUUCUGGCCGCUUGUAUGCACAACGGGUUUGCCAUUGUUAAGGUCGAUGGAAAUGAAGUCAAAGUUGUGGAAACAUACAAGAAGCAUGAAUCCCUUGCUUAUGGAGCAGAUUGGUAUAGAGGGAGUAUACACCAAGAAGACAAAAAAGAGAAAACUAUAGUUGCUACCUGCUCAUUUUAUGACCAACUCCUUCGAGUAUGGGUGCCAGAAAGUGAUAUAUUCUAAUAUGUAUUUCACAUUCCCCAGGUUUUGUAUAUAAUGCAGUUGCAUAUAUGAUUGAGUAAUGGCAUUAGUGAUCCAACAAGUUCAGUGUUCAUAUACUCCUUUAAGGCCUAUAUCUUGGACUGGUAAGAUCGAGUCGAAGAAAUUUUUAGCAGCGUUUCCAAAGGUUGGAACAUAUGGUAUUUUAUCGAAUCACACAUCACUCUUAUGCAUAACACUUCCUCCACUUAUUCAUGUAUUAAAGCGGAAAUCACUAAGAAUGUUAUCCUUUAAAGCCGGUAUUCAAGAUAACAAAGAAAUAAUGUAUGAUGCAAAAGAGUUUCAAAACAUUGAAUCCCCGGUUACAGUUGAAUCAAAUGGGACCAUAGCAGGGUCUGUAGCUGUGCAGAACCUAUUCAAAAGUUGGUUGACAUUGUUACGUAUGCCUUCACCCCAUCAACCAGCAGAAGGGAUGCUAGAGGGGCCAUUCUUGCACAAUAUAGUUGAAGCGGAGGACAGUGUUCAAGAUAGUGGAAGAGGUGAGAUAUUGAAAAUAGUUUGGUGCAACCGUUUGGGUUUGCAUUCAACGAUAAAGAUAACCGCAAUCAUUUUCAUACCCAUGUACCUGGCAGUUAGUAUGAAAUAUGGAGCAGAAGUUGUAAAGGAGCUGGCUCCUUUGUGGACCGGUGGACCUCUGAUCGUGGCUGCAUAUGCAACCAUGAUUCAGUUGAUAUCCUCGCUCUAUAUUUUUAGCUUCAGGCAAUCAGUUAAGCUACUAAAGAAGUCACCAAUGGUGUACGAUUAUGUUGCUGGUGGCAAGCUCAAUGAACUGAUGAUACCCGUGGCCCGUUUUUGGAGCUUAGGCAACAAAGAAAUGUCGAAAAGAAUGCUGAAAGAUUUUCAUCUAUGGGUGGUGGAUAUAUGUAUGGACUAUGUGGAAUCAAUAUGGCCUUCUUAUUGCAAGUUGAUCAGGUUUUUGAAGAGAGCAAAUUUCAUCUAGGUUCUUGUAUCACAUCUAUUAGAGUGGUUACAAACCGUAGGAUAAUUGUAGGCUCAAAUGUAAGAUUCUAUUGUACUCAUAUUUUUUGAGUAAUUUUUGUAAGCACGAGUUGAGACAGACCAGCAAUCCCAUUUUGAUACGGAUUGUGUUCAAUUGUUCAUAUAUCUACCAGUAUAAUUAAAACAUGAUUGAAGAUGUAUUUAAACGAUA
Erigeron canadensis is the source of this 2003-nucleotide messenger RNA. Its product is annotated as diphthine methyltransferase homolog. Gene Ontology annotation, molecular function: protein binding. Bases 146 to 817 code for a protein of 223 amino acids. The record is from RefSeq and is a predicted model, not a curated record. The transcript has 6 exons. Lineage: Eukaryota; Viridiplantae; Streptophyta; Magnoliopsida; Asterales; Asteraceae.